CGCUCGCGCUCUCGAUCCUCCUCUCCCCCCUCCGCGCCUGCGGCUCCGCCUCGCACGCGCUGCAGUGCCACGCCCUCCUCCUCACCUCCGGCCACCUCGCCGCCUCCCCGCUCCGCCUCUCCAACCUCCUCCUCCUCGCCCUCGCGUCCGCCAACGCCGCGGCCCACGCCGACGCCGUCUUCGCCCGCCUCCCGGGGGCCGCCUCCGGCCACGCCUUCCCCUGGAACACCCUCAUCCGCCUCCACGCCCCCUCGAGCCCCCGCAGGGCCCUCGCCUACUUCGCGCGCAUGCGCCGUGGCGCGGUGGACCCCGACGCCUACACCUUCCCCGCCGUGCUCAAGGCGUGCGGCUGCGCGGUCGGGCUGCUGGUGCACGCCGAGGCCGUGAGGAGGGGUCUGGAUCGCGACCUGUUCACGAGGAACGCGCUGAUCAGCUUCUACUGCAGGGCCGGCGACUGCCGCUCCGGGCGGAGGGUGUUCGAUGACGGCGUGCUGGACCUCGUUUCGUGGAACUCUAUGGUGGCGGGGUACGUUGGGUGCGGCGAGGUGGAGCUGGCGCAGGAACUGUUCGACGAAAUGCCGCGUAGGGACGCGUUCUCCUGGGCCGCCAUGAUUGAUGCCUACGGGAAGCGGUCUGGAGGUGUGGACCGUGCGCGCGAGCUGUUUGAUCAAAUGCCUGACAGGGAUCUGGUGUGCUGGAAUUCGAUGAUCGAUGGAUAUGCUAGGCAGGGGAGGAUGGACGAGGCGAGGGUGCUAUUUGAUGAGAUUCCUGAGAGGAAUGUGAUCUCGUGGAGCAUUGUUGUAGACGGGUAUGUCAGGUGUGGCGAGCCUUCUGAGGCUUUGGAACUUUUCCAAAGGAUGCUGAGGUGCGGUAUCAGACCUGAUAGGGUCGCUGCAGUUGGGGCUGUCACGGCAUGCGCACAGCUGGGAGCUCUGGAGCAAGGCAGGUGGCUGCACUCUUACUUGGAGAAGAAGAAGAUUUUGUUCGAUGUUGUGGUGAAGACAGCUCUGAUAGAUAUGUACAUGAAAUGUGGGCGCUUGGAUCUCGCCAUGCUGAUAUUUGAAAGCAUGCCUGACAAGACCGUGGUUACUUGGAAUGUGAUGAUUGUUGGACUUGGAACUCAUAGUUGCGGACUUGAUGCUGUCAAGCUUUUCUGCCAAAUGGAGUCUGAAGGAGCACCAAUGGAUGAUCUUAGUGUGCUUGCCGUGCUGACUGCAUGCACACAUGCUGGGUUGAUCUCAGAGGGUUUACAGAUAUUUCAUAGAAUGAAGACGGAUUUUGGGAUAGAUCCAAAGGUUGAACAUUAUGGUGCAUUGGUUGAUCUCCUUGGCCGGGCUGGACAUUUGGAUCAGGCUAGGCAUGCCAUAGAGACAAUGCCCAUGGAGCCAACUCCAGAAUUGUGGGGAUCUCUGCUUGCUGCCUGCCGAAGUCAUAGGUGCGUCGAGCUGGCUGAGCUGUCGGUUGAGCGCCUAGCAAGUCUUGGAGCAGACGACUCGGGAGUCUAUGUUCUUCUGUCCAAUAUCUAUGCUGAUGAAGGAAUGUGGGAUGGUGUCUCGAGGAUUAGGAGAUUGAUGAGUGCGGAAGGGAUGAAGAAGGACAUUGGAAGGAGUGUGAUUGAGGCGGAUGGACAAAUACACGAGUUUGUGAAUGGAGGCAGUUCACAUCCUGAUAAGGAUGAAAUUUACAUGAUGCUGUGGAAUUUAUCUAACAUGGUAGCAUCUGCUUGAUUUCUCUGUUGCACCGAAAUUGUGUUGAAUCCCUUGGUGUGAUGCCUGUUAGUUGAUUGAACAUUCUCGGCAUGAAAUGCUACAAUGCUGGAUGGAGCUCUUGAAAACUCAGUGUCCCAGGGUUUCUUUAUGAAGCUGCUUGUCAUGACAAACAUUUGCAAAUGAAAACAAAGUGUUUGGUUGGAGCUGUGUCUUAUUUCCCAGAGGACUUUGGAGAUAUCAACAUGAUCAAAAAUUGCACCUGGUAGUUAAUUACACUGUUGGAAGAGCUACCUCCCAAGUUCUAUUGAUAUAGCAGCCAAAUGGGUGCUUAGUUACUUGCACACUGGUCCAUGCCUUGUAUUCAUUUUACUGGACUUAGUUGCAGACUGACUAAAAGGUACCAAAACGCAGAGAUCUUGAGAUCCAUGGGGUGGUGGUCCAUUUUGCUUUCAUCGACUUGCUUGCACGGAGCCAGUUUGAAUGGGUAAGGAACAGUUUGGGGCUACCAGUUGAUGAUCAUGAAGUUUUGAUAACGAUUUCAGGCUUAACCACAAGUUUGAUCUUAAUAAAAAGACAUCGAACCUCUCUUGAGUUGGUCUUUAAUAUCCUCAGAAUGAAGAAAAGUGAAACUCAGGUUGAAGGCUGGCGUCAUCGAGAUAGUAUGCAGCAAGUCCAAUUGUCAAUGUCGCUAGCUAUUUCUGUCUACUUUCUACACUAUUAUUUUAUGUUUGAAUGAAAAUAGAUGGAAAUUAAUCAUGUGAAAUAUAGUAGGAAUGACCAUCUAAGCAUAGAAGUGCAAAGAACAACCAUGUUCUCUUUACGUGAAUUAUUUGGCUUCAUGUCAAAUUCAUUGUUUUCCACAUUACAAAGCUGUUCUGAAUAUCCAGUUUCCUGACCAGAGAUUCUCUUGGAUGCCCAUAGGCAAAUUUCAUAACCUUAGUGAUGUCAAAAUUGGCUGGCCAUUUUUUUGAAUGCUGCCGAUCUAGAAGCAUGCUUUAGCAUAAAUUAGAAUAUAAAUAUAUAAUAGCAUUAACUAUUAUGAGCACUAUAGAGAUACGAAAGAGCUGCAACCUUCAGGCCUUGAUUCGAAGGAGCUGCAACCCAUGUGUCAUCCUAUGUUGGGUCGAAGGCAUGCAUCUCAUGUUAUACAAAACAAAACAGCUCGAGAUGGAUCCUACUGCUUACUUCCAUGUGAAUAUUUUUGCAGGACCACUUCAUAGGAGACCUCUUCUUGUUUUCUUAAGAAAAAUGCUGACCUGCUUCUACCGCUAGAGUAGCACUAGGGCCACUGUGCGGCAGCUUUUUAUUCCUCUCGCCAUACGAACCCUCUUCUGUAAUGUCACUCUCAGGAUACAACUGGAUUGAUCUUCUUUUUUCUCAUUGUCUUUUUAGGAGAUCUACAUGCUGGUCCUGAAGCCAUUUGAAGCUACAGUAGGAGCAAAUGUACAGGUGGUGACGUUGUUACAUGGAAAGAGGGAUGGCACAAAAUCCCACGAGAGCUGAAGAUGCCCAGGGUAGAGACUAGAGAAGAUACUGUCAACUUCUGGUGGAACAUACGAACGUUUACAGCAUUUAUACACUGCACAGUUGGAGACCAACAGUCCAGAAGAUCAAGUCUGAAGUUCUAAGCCUAUUCAAGCAGAAGAACACAUCGGGGAGCAAGGAAGGAGGCAAGUGGCUACUGUUUCCUCUUUCUAUCAGUCUGCUUACCAAAAA
Triticum dicoccoides is the source of this 3425-nucleotide messenger RNA. RefSeq names its product pentatricopeptide repeat-containing protein At3g29230-like. The coding region runs from base 288 to 1727 and encodes 479 amino acids. NCBI's taxonomy places the organism in Eukaryota, Viridiplantae, Streptophyta, Magnoliopsida, Poales, Poaceae. Gene Ontology annotation, molecular function: RNA binding; protein binding. Gene Ontology annotation, biological process: RNA modification. The transcript is spliced from 5 exons. The record is from RefSeq and is a predicted model, not a curated record.